AACCUGCAACGCACGAGCCAGCUGCUUUUCCGGUUAGAGAGCACCAUAAUGGCUGCCGCUCAGCUCCACUCCUGUCCGAGACUACGACUCAAAACGUCCGCAUUUCUGCUUUGAUACAUCUGCGACUCUAGCUGUGUCAGUGGCCUCGCUGCUCUCCCACAAUGCAUUGCCAGAGGCCUUUGUGUUCAUCUGACAGACCAGUAUAACCAUUAGCUCCACUCCUUCUAGUCCAAAAGGGAGCAUCAAAGCAGGAAGGUUCUCCUCUGACUGAACUUGUUUAUUAACUAUCUGCAGUUAUGUCUGGUUCUGGUGACCUACCAGCCAUCGAGGGUUCUGGGAUGGGCGGAAUGAGACUUCCUGUUGGAAUGACUCGACGGGCCCUCAGCUAUGACGAUAACCUGGAGGCCCCCAUGUCCACGCCACCUCAUGACAUCAGCAUCAACAACCUGUGGAGGAGGCCCAUCAUCCCAGAGAGGAAGUUCUCCCAGCUCGCUGAGGAAGAUGAAGGCGGUCCAUCCAAACAGGCUGCAGUGCAGGACGGCGCCAUCUUUAAGGCCCCAGCUGUGGUGAAAACCAAGGCUUCAUCGAUCAUCAUGAAUUCCCUCAUCACCAAGCAAACGCAGGAAAGCAUGUACAAGUUUGAGCAGACGGCAGGACUCACCGACACCAGUUACACUCCACACAAAGGUCUGACAGCUGAGGAGACCAGACACCACCACCGCGUGCCGGAGUCCCUCCAGAAGCUGCAGAUCCAAAGCCUGGAAGCCAGAGAGGAGAAGAGUUCUUCUGCUCAGUCAACUCCAUCAAACACGCCACACAGCUCCCCUAAACAACAGCGCAGGGGCUGGUUUGGAGGUACGAGCUCAGAGGUCAGCAUCAGCUCCUCCAACAGCAGCAUGGACGUGGGGGGAGGAGGAGUUUCAGGAGAGCACAUGGGAGGCGCUGCGGUGGAUCGCUGGGGAGUGUUUGGGCCUCGUCUGCCUGUCCAGAGUUCAACUCCUGAUGUGGGAUCAGAUGGUUCUGCUGCAGCAGGCUUUGCCAUCCAGGCGUACCGUGGAGCACAGAAACCCACCCCCAUGGAGGUGAUGAAGUCCCAGGCCACACGGCUGGCCGACAACCCCCAGAGAGUUAAUCCGCCUCAGAUGGAGAUCCCCACCAUGGAGGGCAGGCGGCAGGGAGCGCGGCCGCACAAGCUCAAACACCGAGACAUGAACAUCCUGACGCCGUCCGGCUUCUGAGGUCGUGACCUCCAGUGCUGCCAAGGUCCCAUAAAACGAGCCCGGUCUUAUGGUGCGCCAGCUAGCUUCCAGGUUAAACUGUCUUAGAGCGGAAACUUCUUCCAAAGAGAAAUGUUUGUUUUUUGCUCAUUUCAUGUUCAUGCCUGCUUUAUAUUGGGAAGAAAAUCGACUCUAUUCAGACCAAAAUGUUUCUAGACGAGUCCCUGGGUUAGUUACAUUCUUUCAGAAAGGUAACCAAACUUUAAAUUUCCUCUGAGAGCAAAUAGAUGAACUGUAAUGUUAGAAAAGUGGUCAGCUGACCUCCAGCUAAAGGUUUUCCUUCCUUCUGACCAUCGGGCAGCUCAAACACGAUGAAGCAUCUUCUCUCCUCCCACUGCUGUUCCCGCAGCGUUUCAAUCAGCUCGUGUUUAAGCCGUUUUAGUUUGCUGUUACCUUCUUUAUUAUGUUGAGUAUUUUCAUGUUUCAGGUUUUUUCAGCUUUCACUGAUUUUUGUUCACUCAUUUCAUUCCUUCAUACUUUCAUUUCGGCGCUGAAACUCAUCCACAGACCAUUUUACAUCAUGAUUUACACAAAUGCUCAUUAUAGUAAUAUUCAAAUCAGAUGGAAAAUGUCAUUUCCUGAAUUUUUAUUUUUCCAAUCUAUUUCCAUUGAUAUGUAAUAUGACCAAUCAGGGCCUCUGACUGUUGCUAGGUAACACUUAUCUGAGUCAUAUAGCCAUAUUUCAGGAUAGAAGUUCCUUUAAAUUGCCGCGGUGUGAAACGGUGAAGCUUUGCAACCGUUAGUGUUACAGAAGGAUCUGCUGGUUGCAGCGUUUCUCAUCCAUCUGCUUUCACUCCCCUGAAGUUUGUUCUAUUCAUGUCAUUUUGGUUUUUGGUACCAAAAAAAAUGCUUUUCAUGGGACCUUUGAUAGCUACUGUAACUCCUUCCUUUGAAUUUCCACCCAAACCGCAAUAUAUAUAAAAAAAAAUCCAACUGUGCUAGUUGUUGCUUUGCUCUAAAAUCACAUCUUUUUUCUGAAGCUUUGACUAAAUCCAUUUGAAAUCAGGCUGCAGGUUUGUGUCGGUUUAGUUCAGCAGACGUUAACAUGUGGUCCUAUUUAAAUGCACUUUAUCCCCAUUAGAAGCUGUUUAAUCGGCCUUGCUUUGGAGGCGAAUCAUUGAAGUGUUGACCAAACAAUAAAGCAUAAAAUGAUUCCCUAUAUGUUGUAAAGGUCGUCUCAGGAUCAAAGGAAUGAAAUGCUCUUUUAUUUUAGUUGUUGUACAGAUUUAAGAGAAAUCAGAAGGAUGGAGAAAUCCAGAGUGGAAAAAUGAAAUCCUCAUUUUCUCUCUGAAAUAUGGAAGAGCUUAAACCUGUUAGAGAAUAAAAACCAUAAAAACCAGAACCGUUUAUCUGUAGUUUCCAUUUGAAGGAUUGUUUUGUUUGUUUGAACUUGUUUGGAGUUUAUAAACUGCUGAGUGAAUCGACUGAAACUAAAAUGUUUUAUCUUGAUCAUGCAUCUGACAGCAGCUCUGUGUUCGGCUGCCUGAGAAACUUCCUGCAUUCAUCACCAGGAAAAUGUAUUUAAAAAUGAUUUGCUUUCCUUGUUUGCAGCUGAUAGUUGACAUAAAAUAAAAGGUUUCUGUAAGAGGAUGCAUGCAGAGCGUGUUUAACGAAGCACUUAGGUUUUUGAUCCGGCUCUUGUUUCCACUCUUGCACCUUUUUUUUCUUUAUAAAGCAAAUAAUUAUUCUCUGGUGAUUUAAGUUCAAAUUCCUGAAAGUUAACGAGCUGUUACUGCUGUGACCUUCAGACGCUGUCGUUCUGUCGUCACUAACUGUUAAUGUUUGUAUGUGUGUACCUGUUGGUAAUUAGAUUGUAGCGUUUAUGUUUACAAGAACUUAGUGGUCAGUGUGACCCCCCCCCCCUUUAUUGGGACUGAAGCAUCACCAUUAGACGUUCUCUCUGUAGGCGUGACUCAGUGUUUCUGAUUGUGAGUGCAUACAGGUGAGCUCAAUAAAUAUUCCACUCUCGUCCGAAAGGA
Cyprinodon tularosa is the source of this 3256-nucleotide messenger RNA. RefSeq names its product putative monooxygenase p33MONOX. The record is from RefSeq and is a predicted model, not a curated record. Bases 297 to 1238 code for a protein of 313 amino acids. NCBI's taxonomy places the organism in Eukaryota, Metazoa, Chordata, Actinopteri, Cyprinodontiformes, Cyprinodontidae. Gene Ontology annotation, cellular component: cytoplasm. The transcript is spliced from 9 exons.